AUGGCCCGUCGUAACCAUAAGAAGUCUCGCAACAAAAAGAAGAAGAAUGGUGCGCAGGCUAAUUGCUCCGCUGCACCCGCAACCAGUGCGAGCAGACCUCCUCUGAGGAGUUUGUUGUCUGUUGAGGAUUGUCCGGAACAAAUGCCACCAGUGUUCGAUUCCAUGGUGCGCGAGAGAGAUGUCGUGGGGCAUGAUGAUAUUUCCGGCGAAGAUGCUCUGGACGCCUGGGCCGACAAGGUGCUUGAUUUUUUGGAGUUUUCAAAGAAAUGCGAUGCCUGGCAGGCUACCCACGAUGACGAAAAUUUGGCACCGAAUGCACCAUCCACCCUCGGUGCUGCCAAGCCAACCACCACCAAAUCAUUUGCCCAGCCAACCGUAGGAGAAGCGGAGAGUGGGGCGAAGAAGCCAAAACAAUAG
Molecule: messenger RNA, 417 nt
Organism: Seminavis robusta
Lineage: Eukaryota; Bacillariophyta; Bacillariophyceae; Naviculales; Naviculaceae
Source: the annotation of a GenBank genome assembly